Penaeus vannamei (Pacific white shrimp) is the source of this 2940-nucleotide messenger RNA. It is a transcript of the gene TfIIS, whose product is annotated as RNA polymerase II elongation factor. The record is from RefSeq and is a predicted model, not a curated record. Gene Ontology annotation, cellular component: nucleus. Gene Ontology annotation, molecular function: zinc ion binding; nucleic acid binding. NCBI's taxonomy places the organism in Eukaryota, Metazoa, Arthropoda, Malacostraca, Decapoda, Penaeidae. Gene Ontology annotation, biological process: transcription elongation by RNA polymerase II; DNA-templated transcription.
CUGGACUCGAUACUACGCCGCCGAUCCCUCCUUUUUCUGACUGAAAUCCUCUCCCCGCUCGAGGCUCCGCUGGUAACCAUGGGUUGCGAUGACGAAGUGCUCAAGAUCAAGAAGAAGCUCGAUAAGAUGACCACGAGCGGCAGUAAAUGCACAAAUAUUGCAUGAAUUAAUCCUGAGAUAUCCCUCCCCACUGGAUAGAACUAGUGUCAGGACCAGACGCAGGCACUGGAUUUGUUGAAAGUGUUACAGACUCUUCCAAUCAACUUCCAGGUACUAUCUAAAACUCGCAUUGGCAUGACCGUCAAUGCCCUACGAAGAGCGUCCUCAGAUGAUGAUGUAAUUUCAACAGCUAAACAGCUCAUCAAGAACUGGAAAAAAUUUGUUCCUGACAAGAAAGAGGAUGAAGAUAAAGACAAUAAAGAAGAGAAGAAGAAGGACAAGGAGGAGAAAAAGGAGAGUAAGAGUGGCAGCAACAGUAACAGCAACAGCAGUAGCAGUGGGAGUGGGAGUUCCAAGCCUACCUCGUUUCCUCCUUCAGCUCCACCUACCACCGACGCCCUGCGGCUGAAGUGUCGAGAGAUGUUAACAAAUGCUCUCAAGUGUUCAGAAUUACCAGAUGGCAUUGUUGACACCCCAGAGAGUCUCGGAGAACAGAUUGAAGAAGCCAUUUAUCAAGAGUAUCGCAAUACUGAUGCUGCCUAUAAAAAUCGCUUACGAUCUCGGGUGUAUAACCUAAAGGACAGCAAGAACCCACAGCUGCGAGAAAAUGUCCUUAGAGGUGUUAUUUCUCCCAAGAGAUUGGCCACCAUGUCAUCUGAUGAAAUGGCAAGCGAUGAGAUGAAAGCACUUCGCGAGAAAUUCACCAAGGAGGCUAUCGAUGAUCACCAGCUGGCAGUGGCCCAAGGCACCAAGACCGACUUGCUGAAGUGUGGCAAGUGUGGACAGAGGGAUUGCACCUACAAUCAGAUGCAGACAAGAAGUUCUGAUGAACCGAUGACGACAUUUGUUUUGUGCAAUCACUGUGGCAACCGCUGGAAGUUCUGCUAAAACAAUUGGAGGAAUCCUUUGUGGGCCAAAAUACUAUUUUUUCUAGUUUUAUUUUGGAGGUGUUAACGAUUGACUCAUCCACGAAUGUUAGUUGGUAAAGUUGGUAUUAAACCUUCACCAUCAGAUAGACACACACACGCUCAAGCACACACACAUACACAUACACACAGGCACACUCAUUGACACUCCUAUGUGGAGACGUGUAGUAGAAAAGAAACCUUCACUCUAAUACUAAUGCUAACACAAACAACACUAAUGUAAACCCAGAUGCAGACACAAAGACACGCACAAGCACAAGCACAUGCACAAAACACAAAUGCAAACACUCACAAACUGUAUGUGCUAAUGCAUUGAUAAGAACUAUUGAGAGAUAAUUUAUGUAAUUUCAUACUUUUGCAUUAUACUCUACUGAAUAGUGCUCCGGGCUUAACACUAGAUUCAACUGCAAUAACUGACUGUAGAUAGUAACACCAUGCUAAGAACUCUUUAGCACUUGCUAUUGCACUUUUUUUUAUUAUUAUAUUUUGAUUUCUAUAUAAUAUUUUUGGAAGUAAAAUAAAAAAAGUAAAAUACUUUUCAUUCUAUCAACCUUUUUAUUUUUGUAAGUGUUGUAUCUUGAGAAAUAUUAGAAAGUUCAUCUACCAGACUUGAGUGGAAAAAAUUAAGCGUAGCCUUUAUUGCAGAGUUGGCAGGAUUGUGUACAAGAGUUUUGUUAUUUAGAUAUGUUGCCCACAGAUGCAUGGAGAUUUGCUGUAAAGAAAAGGGUCUUUCAGAAUAAAUGUCAUGGUUUUCAUUUAUGUUUAUUUUACAUGUGGAAAGGAAAUUUCAAGCUUUAAAUUUAUUUAAUAGGAGUCAUAGGUAGUGUAAAAUCCGUAGCAGCACACUGCAGGAAGAAAUUAUUUUAAAUUUGAUCAAGGAGAGUGCAUGUAUUUUGAACAGUUCAGUGACAUAGUGUUGGUUUUUCUUUUCGAUUAUUUUUUUAUUGGUUCUAUUUGUUAUACAUGUUCUGAACCUAAGGUCAGUUCCCCAAAUGUUGUUUCCCAUUGAGAAGAAACUGUUAUGAAUCUUUGUUUUUGUUCUUUGAUAUGCUUUUUUUUAAUGCUCUACUGAUUUAGGUUAAAAUAGAAAAGCCUUGUGUAAAUAAAACCAGGUCUUAUAACUUUUUCUUUCUUUAUUCAUAAUGAAAUGCUAUUGGACACUUGGUAGAACAUAAUGUGGAAAAUUGAGGAAAUAUGUUAAGAGGAAUAUAUUAAGUCCUAAAAUGUUUAGCAACUUUUGUUUUAUGGGCAAAUGAAAGUUCCUGGUAUCUCUUUGAUGUAUGUGAAAGUGAAAUUGUCAAAUUUUACUUUACCAUUCCAGAAAAAGGAAAGAAAAUAAUUGGAAUAAUCGUGUCUUUAGGAAAUUAACAUCACAAAACAAUUUAUAUAUCUAUAUAUAUAUUUAGCUGUUUCCAUAAUGAUGUGAACUUGUUUAUAUAUAUAUAUGUAUAUGAAUAUAUAUAUAUAUAUAUGAAAGGCUGUGUUUCUAUAUUUGUGGCUAUAUAUUUGACAUGCAUUUCAUUUUUUAUCACAGCCAUCUUUUAACUUUACUGUGGAGCAUAUGUAUCAAGCAUCAAUAGGAAAUUUACUUGAUAUAGGUUGCUUUGUGAUUCGUGUAAUUUUAGUGUAAGUCGUCAUAUUUAUUAGUUUAAUGUGAACUUGCGCAAAAUUACCUUUUGUCCGGACUUUGUGCAAAGCCAAUGCAGUAUAGGAAACAACAAGACCAUCUGUAUGGCUUGAAUUGAUUUUAUUUUCAGUUGGAGUAUUUCCAAACUUGAAAGGCUUAAUUCUAGAAUUAAUGCAGUUUUCAUAUCUUGAGUACUGUGUUCUUGUCAAUACAAAUGUACCUGUAGAA